CGCGCCCUGGCGCCCAGAGGCCCUGGCGGCGGUCCGGGAGGGCCCGGGCGCAGUGUGCGGACGAUGCCGAAGCUGCAGGGCUUCGAGUUCUGGAGCCGCACCCUGGGGGGGGCUCGCCACGUGGUGGCGCCCAUGGUGGACCAGAGCGAGCUGGCUUGGAGGCUGCUGAGCCGCCGGCACGGGGCCCAGCUCUGCUACACGCCCAUGCUGCACGCCCAGGUCUUCGUGCGCGACGCCAACUACCGGAAGGACAACCUGUACUGCGAAGUGUGCCCCGAGGACCGGCCGCUCAUCGUGCAGUUCUGUGCCAAUGACCCAGAGGUGUUUGUCCAGGCGGCUCUCCUGGCCCAGGAUUACUGUGAUGCCGUCGACCUGAAUUUGGGUUGCCCGCAGAUGAUAGCCAAGCGAGGUCACUACGGGGCCUUCCUGCAGGAGGAGUGGGACCUGCUCCAGAGAAUGAUUCUGCUGGCACAUGAGAAGCUCUCUGUCCCCGUCACGUGCAAAAUCCGCGUCUUCCCAGAGAUUGACAAGACCGUCAAGUACGCUCAGAUGCUGGAAAAGGCCGGCUGUCAGCUGCUGACCGUGCACGGGCGCACCAAGGAGCAGAAGGGGCCGUUGUCGGGCACCGCGUCCUGGGAGCAUAUCAAGGCUGUGCGGGGGGGAGGGGGGGACGAGGGACUGCUGCACCCGCCCUCCUCGAACCGCCUGGUUGGCCGCAGCAGGCAGAACUCCCACCGGGGACUCCCAAAAUAUGCGAAGUGUGAUCAGUGUGGAAACCCAAAGGGCAACAGAUGCGUGUUCAACCUGUGCCGGGGCUGCUGCAAGAAGCGAGCUUUCAGAGAGGCCGCAGAUUGCCCAGGUCACGGAUUGCUUUUUAAAACCAAAUUGGAGAAGUCUCUGGCCUGGAAGGGGGCCAGGCAGCUUUCCUGAGGUGGUGGGCGGUGCCCUGGCCCGAAGGGCAGCUGGAGCCCGACAUGCAGCCCCCCCACCCGAGGCUCCGGGGCUGCUGCUGAAGCCUCACCACGUCCCACCGGAGGAAACGCCUUUACUCAGGGAAUCUCCCGCUACUCCACACACAGAAGGAUGAGCUGGUCUUGCCCUCGCCGGGAGCCCGGAAAUGCUGCACCGGGGAGCAGGCUCCCAGGCUGGACCUGCCCCCCUCCUA
Molecule: messenger RNA, 1165 nt
Organism: Puma concolor (puma)
Lineage: Eukaryota; Metazoa; Chordata; Mammalia; Carnivora; Felidae
Source: RefSeq, a predicted model, not a curated record